Molecule: messenger RNA, 1973 nt
Organism: Racocetra fulgida
Lineage: Eukaryota; Fungi; Glomeromycota; Glomeromycetes; Diversisporales; Gigasporaceae
Source: the annotation of a GenBank genome assembly
AAGAAUCUCGGCAAUUAAAUGAAAUGAGUACGACACUAAAUGAUAUCACAAACCUCUUUGAUCAUACGGAUAAGACUACCAAUGGUCUAUCUAAACGUGAGUCGUGUCCCGAAAAAGGUAGACUUGAAAAUUCAUUAGACAAUGUUGCGCAUAAGGAAAACAGAGAAAAUAGCCGAGAGAAUAGGGGUGAUCCAUCUGCGACUAAUCUAAAUGGAAAAGGUUCAUACAUAAGUUCAACCUCCAAUUUUUCUGAAGAUUUGAUUCGUACUAAAUACGAUAAUAAAAGGACAAUAAAGCCACAAAAUGAUGAAUUUGGUCGUUUAAAUGAAGAAAUUAAACGUUCCAGCGAAAAAAUUGAAAAUCAAGCUCACUCUAUUGUUUUAAAAGAUUGUGAGAUAAAAAGUCUUCAAGCAGAUAAUAAACGUCUAACUAAUGAAGUUUCCAGAAUUCGCCAAGACUUGGAAAAAUCUAAUGCUAACUACAAUAAGUAUCGUGAGCUUGUCGAGACAAAACACAAAACUGAUACUGAAACGUUAAUUUUCUCUCUUCAAAAUGAAUUAAAGCAUUCACAAAAGACUAACUCUACAAUGAAAUCUCAAUUAGAGGAUUCUCGUGCUCUUAAUGAGCUUUUGAAAAAGAAUUAUGAAUCUCUAAUGGAAGAAAAUAAAAAAUUGCGUGAAAACUUUCGUAGAGCUAAAUUAGAAAGAGAGACUCAGUUGGAUUUUGUGAAAAAGUUGGGUCAUGAGAUUGCAAUGAAUUCUGGUUUGGAAAAUGAUUUAUCAAAAUCAUCAUUACCUCAAGUGACUCGAAAUGGACAUUCAAAACAAAUUUCAGAGCCAAUUAAAGACUCUGAAUGGACAGGUGACAGUGAUGGAGAUGACGAAUCUCCGAUAAUUAAUAAUAAUUUAGAUAAUGUAUUUAAUAAGAACAAAGUUGUGAAGAAUGGUGUAAUAAUAGAGAAUAAUACUAAAAGUAGUUGUAUAGAUGCUUUUAAUGUAAUUUCUACUGACCAAGCUGAGAGAGAUGAUUGCGAAAGCAGAAUUAUAACAGACGAGAUCACGACUCAUAAACAAGAAACUAUCAAUGGUGACCUUAAUAAAAAUAAGUUGACCAAAAAAUGUUCACGCUCAAUAAUAACGUCUUCAAAAGGAAGAGGUGUUAAAACCGCCAAGAAUAGGUCUAGGGCCGAGUCAUCGGAUAAUAGUCAGGUUGUAAAAAAGGUCAAAAGUGAAAUAGAUUCGGAAAAAGGAACUCAAUUAAUAAAGAACCUUUCCUUAUUCAAUUGGUUAAAUUUGAAUUUGGAAUGGUUUAAUCUAUCAACUUGGAAUUCGUUGAUUUGGAAUUUAUCAAUGACUGACAUGAUACCUUGGAACGUUUCGAGGAUCAACGUUGAAGCAUUAAAAAUAGGGGCAUCAGCUUUAGAGUUUUCGGUGGUGUUAAUACCACAAUAUGUUCACCCGGAAAAAUAUUUGCCCUCUACUCCAAAGUCAACAGAAGGAAAUACACCUCUUACAGCUAUUUCAGACGACGAAUACACGACUGAUGCUCCGUCACCUACUGAAACUAGUCACCUUUCAGCAUUUUCUGACAAUGAACAAGGAGAGUCUUCAACAACACGAUCUAGUAGAAUAUGGACUGAGAAUAACAUCAUGAUUUUACUUGACUAUGUUGAAGCCAAUUACGAACAGUGGAGAAUUUGCAAACGCGAGUUUUGUAGAUUUAUUGAAAAAGCAAAUGUUUUAAAAAAAAAAUUUAAAAGAUAUCAAAUUGAAAAGAAAUUAAAUACUCUUGUAGCUACUUACACAAAAAUUAGAAAGGGUAUCAAAGUACAGCAAAGAAAAUUUCCUGCAUAUGCUAGAAUGCAUGAAAUAUUUGGACAUCGGCCAAUAGAAGAGUAUAUUAUUUUAAGGGAAACCUCUGGACCUAAAAAGCGCUUUUCUCAAAAUAUUGAUUCUAUGGAUGACGAUGAACAA